CAGCAACUAGCAGUUUGAAACAGUGCUUUUAACAGUAUAGUGGGUAGUUGCAGAUUGAAAGCUUACGUUGUGUUAACAGCGGAACAAAUACCUUUAAAAGUCUUCUGAGAAGAUGUCAUCUGAUGAAGGGGAGCAACAUAGUCCAGUUUUACCAAGAGAUUCAGACAGAGGCAGCUCAGUUUCUUCUGCACUUCAGGAUGAGUAUGAAGAACUUCUUCGGUAUGCUGUUGUAACUCCUAAAUAUGAACCGAGUUUCUCAUCACUGCCAUUGAGCACAACUCAACUCUCCAAGAGUUUGCAGCAUACUACUUACAGAGAAACACCUGCUCAACACACGGCAGAUAAUAAAGGGCAUUCAAACAACAGGGCUACACCAACUCCGUCAUUAGAAGAAUCCAGACCACCAAGUCGCACAUCUGAAGUUGAGAGCAUGGCAAACAGAUCUGUGUCAUCUGAGGAAAGAUCAGCGAGGUCAGACAGAUCAGGACAAAACAGUCCUGAUGCUCUGACCACCGUCAUGACUGAGAUGUUUAUCUCAGAGGAAAACCUGAACAAGAUGGAGGACAUUUUGGAUACCUGGAGCACAAACCUAAAGAGUAAUGUGAUGAUGGAGCUGAGGAAGUGGAAACUGGCUUUUAUGGAGCAGCACAGACUGGAGCUUAAGAAGGAGAGGGAGAAACAUGCAGCCCAUAUGGCUGCUGUAAAUGCUGAGAUGGAUGGUCUCAAAGACCUGCUCAACACCUACAAGAUCUCUAACCAGAGAAAAGAUGAGGUGAUAGCGAAUCUGAGCAGGGCAGUUGACAGGCAGAGGGAGAAGCUGGAGCUGAUGAGGAGUUUCACCCAGUGGAGACUACAGCAGUGUGCUGCCAGAGAGGAGGCGCAGGGGGACAGACUGGCCGAGCAGCACUAUCAUUUGCAGCUCAAGAAGAAGGUGUGGGCAGGCUGGCACUCGCUCAUCCAGAACAGGUGGCGGGAGCGUGUGGAGAGAGCAUGUUGUGCCAGAGCAGAAGACGUCUGCAUGCAGCUCUCUACAGACUACGAGGCCAAGAUGGCACAGCAUGUAGAAGAGCUCCAGAAAGCUCAAGCUGAAAUCCACAGGCUGCACACGGAGCGAGAGCGCUAUGAGGACUCUAUGAAGAAAGCUUUCAUGCGUGGGGUCUGUGCGCUCAACAUCGAGGCCCUUAGCAUGUUUAACACUGGAGAAGCGGGUAGACUGGAACGUGAUGGUCCACUUCCAGGGGAUGAGCCAAGCACCAGCUCAAUGGCCAAUCACCCUCCGCGGACUGUCUCGUCAUCCCGACUCAGCCCAGUUGUCAUGGAGAGUCCAAUCCAGCUGGGCCCCUCCCACAGUGUUACAGAGGAUGUAGAGGCGGAACAUUUUCUUUCUCAGCCUGGUUCAAGCACAGGCCCAAGAGCAGAAACUCUUCUCACAACCACAGUGGUGAAUUCUUCCGGUCCACCAGGGGGCAGUACAAACACCUUCAGACAGACAAGCGCACGGAUAGUAACAGCUAGCAAGCAAAAAGCCUCAAAGACCGUGACCGCUCGUUUGACAGGACGGGCAGAUCAUAACCGGACGGGCCGUCCCCCCGCGGCCCUGCAUGUCAUGGGCGUGGCUCCUCCCAUGAGUUCGGUUGUUGUAGAAAGACACCACCCUGUCACUCAGCUCACUGUUGGCCAGGCAAUGGCAGCGAAGUUCCCUCGCUCUGCUCUUCAGAGUCAGACUGUCUCCAGUAGCAAGAGCUCCUCCAGCCAACCCAGAGGCCCCUCCUCCUCCGCCUUUCACAUCCACUCCAUCAAAGUUGUGGACUAACACACACACAGACUCAUUCAUUUAUCUGUCUGGUCUUGAGUCUGGAUUUUGUAAUUUAAUAGUAUUUGAUUUGUUAAGUUAAAAGGCUUUGAAUUAGAUUAAAGAGAUAGUUGACCCAAAAAUGAAAAUUCUGUCAUUCUCACCCUCAUUUUGUUCCAAACCUGUAAGGCCUUUGUUCACCUUAGGAACACAAAUUAGCAUGUUUUUGAUUAAAUCUGAGAGCUUUCCGACCCUGCAAUGACAGCAUCGCAACAGAAAGCUCUCAGGAAUUCAUCAAAAAUAUCUUAAUUUUUUUUUCAAAGAUGAAUGAAGGUCUAACGGGUUUGGAACGAGAUGAGAGUGAGUAAUUAAUGACAGAAUUUUCAUUUUUGGGUAUACUAGCUCUUAAUACAUUUUUAGGACUACACUUUAUUUAUUUUGAUAACAUGAAAUGACCGUAAGUUGUUUUUAUACUGAAAUUGCCAAAAUUUUAACUGAAGAAUCAUUAUUUAUUACGUGAUGUGGUUUAAUUAAUUUAUUAAAGUUGUUUGUCGCCAUUUACUUUAUAAUGUUUUACAAAGCCAUAAUCAAAAUCUGCAACAAUUUUCGGAUUUGUUGUUUCAGAUCAGUCAGCUACUGUAUUAGUUUGUACUGUACCAUAAUCCACAGGUUGUACCAAAGUUAAUUGCUGGAUCUUCAUGUGUGUCAAUUAGAAAUUAAAGUGUUGUUUUUAGUUCA
This is a messenger RNA of Labeo rohita (rohu), 2530 nucleotides long. It is a transcript of the gene poc5, whose product is annotated as POC5 centriolar protein homolog (Chlamydomonas). Gene Ontology annotation, cellular component: centrosome. The transcript is spliced from 13 exons. NCBI's taxonomy places the organism in Eukaryota, Metazoa, Chordata, Actinopteri, Cypriniformes, Cyprinidae. The record is from RefSeq and is a predicted model, not a curated record. The coding region runs from base 113 to 1813 and encodes 566 amino acids.